Entrophospora candida is the source of this 283-nucleotide messenger RNA. The record is from the annotation of a GenBank genome assembly. NCBI's taxonomy places the organism in Eukaryota, Fungi, Glomeromycota, Glomeromycetes, Entrophosporales, Entrophosporaceae.
AUGGCUAAAAACCCUGAAAAUAUGGAUCCUGAUAUGGGUUUCGAAAUAAAGCAUUAUAAUUAUACGUUUACAACAUUGAGAGACGAAUUAGAAGUUAAGGAAAAAUUGUCUACAUCAUCAUUAUUAGGAUUUGGUGAUGAAAAAGUAAUUGAAAAAUAUCCAUCAUUGAUAAAUUUUUCUAAUACAUCUGCUCCUGCUUCAAAAAUAUUUGUAGCUAUAAAAGCAAUAAAACGUAAAGGAAGGAAUAUUAACAAUGCUGCAAUAGAAGAAAGUGUUCAAAAGG